Molecule: messenger RNA, 3213 nt
Organism: Peronospora matthiolae
Lineage: Eukaryota; Oomycota; Peronosporomycetes; Peronosporales; Peronosporaceae
Source: the annotation of a GenBank genome assembly
AUGCUCGCACGCCGGCCGUGCUUCAAGCGCCAUGCUGCAUGGCGUGCGUUGCCGCCCACGUGGCCUUUCCAUGACCGUUUCCACGCGCCUUCCAGUUCAUCGGUGCAUGGCUCUUCCUCUCUCUUAUUGUCAAAAGCGCUCCGCGACCGUGUGAAGCGGUCGCCACUCGCUCCUACCUACGAUCCUACAGUUGUAGAGCAAGGAUGGCAAACCUACUGGCACACAGCUGAUGCUGCUAAAAACCGACAGUUAGAGAGCAUGGCUACAUCCGACAAAACGUUCUGCAUGCUGUUGCCACCGCCAAACGUCACGGGCGCGCUGCACCUUGGCCACGCACUGACGGUAACGAUCCAAGACGUGCUGGCACGAUGGCACUGGAUGCGGGGCUUCCACGUCCGCUGGCUGCCAGGACUGGACCACGCUGGGAUCGCCACUCAAAGCGUCGUCGAGAGGAAACUGCUCAAGGAAAAGGGGCUUUCACGUACUAAAUUGGGGCGAGAGACGUUUGUAGAGCAGAUAUGGCACUGGAAAGAGCAAUAUGGCGGUCGCAUUAUGGAGCAAAUGGACGAAUUAGGAGCUAUUGUGGACAAAAGCGAGCUCUACUUUACACUUGACGAGCAAUGCUCUUCAGCUGUAAAACACGCGUUCGUGACGUUGUACGACAAGGGACUGAUCUACCGCCGACGGCGAAUGGUCAAUUGGUGUCCGACAUUACAGACGGCAAUUUCCGAUAUUGAAGUGGACGUGGAGCACGUGGACAAGGCAACGAGCAAGAUGCUGCCUGGACGAAAGACAGCGGUCGAGUUUGGAGUGAUGCAUCGCAUUCGGUAUCAGGUUGCAGACUCAGAUGAGUACGUGGAGGUGGAUACGACGCGACCCGAGACGAUAUUUGGUGAUGUUGCAGUGGCAGUUCAUCCAGAUGAUACGAGGUAUCAAGCGUUGCAUGGUAAAUACGUGAUUCACCCGUUCUCGAAGGAACGGAUUCCGAUCGUCACGGACGAUGUGCUGGUUGAUAUGGAGCUUGGUACCGGUGUCGUGAAAGUUACACCGGCACAUGAUCUGAAGGACUUUGAGUGUGGUCGUCGUCACGGUCUACCCGAAGUGGAGGUGAUGGACAAACACGGAAAGAUGUGCGGUAACAUUGACCAGCGCUUUGUUGGCAUGGAUCGGUUUGAUGCUCGGCAACGUGUUGUCGAAGCGUUGCUGGAAAUGGAUUUAUACGUGGACAAGCUCGAUCACCCGACAACGCUCUCGACUUGUUCACGCUCAGGGGAUAUCAUCGAACCACUGCUCAUGCCGCAGUGGUAUGUCAAAUGUGGCGCGAUGGCUCAGCGGGCGGCUGACAACGUUCGCAAUGGUGUGAUGACCAUCGAGCCAAAAUCACACGCGCACACGUGGUUUUACUUCCUGGACAAUAUCCAAGACUGGUGUGUCAGCCGCCAGCUCUGGUGGGGUCACCGCAUCCCGGCGUAUCGUUUGAAAUCUGGGGUCAUUGGUACGUCUCAUGCGAGCGACAAUUGGUUCGUCGCAGCAUCCAUUGGGGAGGCUCGGCAGAAGGCUGAGGCGGAACUGGGAUGCAAGCUGCAGGAUGACGACCUGGAACAAGACGUGGAUGUGCUUGAUACUUGGUUUAGUUCGGGUUUACUUCCUCUCUCCGUAUUUGGAUGGAGUAAAGCUGGCAACGACGACGCCACCUCGAUGGAUCUAAGCUCGAGCUACCCGUUAGACGUCAUGGAGACUGGAUCUGACAUUCUUUUCUUUUGGGUAGCGCGUAUGGCGAUGCUAUGCGAAGAGCUCUCAGGUCGUGUACCGUUCACAAAAGUGCUGUUGCACCCGAUGGUGCGUGACAAGGCUGGUCGGAAGAUGUCGAAGAGUGUAGGCAACGUUAUUGACCCGCUGCAUGUAAUCAAAGGUAUCAGCCUCGACCAGCUACGCACGGACUUGCAGAGUGGCAAUGUCGGACCGCGCGAGCUGAAGAAAGCGGAGAAGGAGUUGGUAAAGGAGUUCCCCCAAGGUAUUCCUAGUUGUGGCGCCGACGCACUGCGUUUCGCGUUAGCCUCAUACCUUCAGCAAGGUCGACAGAUCAAUAUGGAUGUGCAGCGGGUUGUGUCGUAUCGGCACUUUUGCAACAAGGUGUGGAAUGCUGUUCGCUACGCUCUACCUUUGCUAGAAGCAGCAGACAGUGCCAACACACAUGCGUCCGCAGCGAUGGAUCUUUGUCACUUGCGUAAUGACAUGACCUUAGCUGACCGUUGGAUUCUGAGUCGACUGGCCGCCGUCGUGUCGGAGGUAAAUGGAGGAAUUGCGGGAAACCAGCUGGCAACGAGCGUCGCUGCUAUCCAGAGAUUUUUCGUGCAGGAGUUGUGCGACGUCUACAUCGAGUUCAGCAAGUCAGUGCUAUACGGCAACCGCGUCGACAAGGACAUCACUUCCGUACAUCGUCAACGUGCUCAACGGCGCAGUGCUCAGGCAACGCUGCAUCGAUGCAUUGACUACUCGAUGCGUCUACUGCACCCUUUUACACCCUUCCUUACGGAAGAGCUAUGGCAAUGCAUCCGAGAUGUCGACCCACUCAACGCAUCGAUGCGCACGCAGAAUCUUGAGACCUCAAUAUUGAGCUCGGAGUACCCGGAAGAGUCCCACAUGCAAACAUGGAUUGAUGCAGAUGCUGAAAAGCGCAUGACGCUUGUGAUCGACGUGAUCCAUGGUAUUCGCUCGCUCCGUCACUCCGUGAAAGUGUUGGCUCCAAGUACGCCAUCUGCAAAUGACAGUGACCGUCUUGCUGUUGUUAUCGUGUGUGUCGACGCAGCUAUGCACUCCGAGCUCAAGGAUGCCCAGCGUGAUAUCGAGACACAAUGUCGCGUUCGUGUCGACAUUUCUGUGGAUGGUGACGAUACUGUUUUCGUAAUGCCGUCCCCACACGUGCUCACACACUCGGUAUCGGACUCUUGCCGAGUGAUGGUGGCAAUUCCCAACGAUGCCGAAACGACGCAGCGCGUGGACCGUGAAAUUGCACGCUUAGUGAAGCGGGCCGACAAGAGUGCUGCUGCUGCUGAAGCCCUCAUGCAGCGUCAACAAGGACUGCACUACGCUGCCAAGGUGCCCGAGGCUGUGCAAGUGCAAGAUGCGCAACGCCUCAUAAAGUUGCAGACCGAUUUGCACGCGACGCAAAAGAGUUUGACUGCGCUGCGUGAUCUUCAGCAUCUGUACUGA